AUGCCGCCUCCCGAUCGCCGCGUCUCCCGAGUGCCGAGCCUCCCGAGUGCCGAGUCUCCCGAGUGCCGAGCCUCCCGAGUGCCGAGUCUCCCGAGCGCUGAGCCUCCCGAGCGCCGAGCCUCCCGAGCGCCGAGCCUCCCGAGCGCCGAGCCUCCCGAGCGCCGAGCCUCCCGAGUGCCGAGCCUCCCGAGUGCCGAGCCUCCCGAGUGCCGAGCCUCCCGAGUGCCGAGCCUCCCGAGUGCCGAGCCUCCCGAGUGCCGCGUCUCCCGAGUGCCGAGCCUCCCGAGUGCCGAGUCUCCCGAGUGCCGAGCCUCCCGAGUGCCGAGCCUCCCGAGUGCCGAGCCUCCCGAGUGCCGAGCCUCCCGAGUGCCGAGUCUCCCGAGCGCUGAGCCUCCCGAGCGCCGAGCCUCCCGAGCGCCGAGCCUCCCGAGCGCCGAGCCUCCCGAGUGCCGAGCCUCCCGAGUGCCGAGCCUCCCGAGUGCCGAGCCUCCCGAGUGCCGAGCCUCCCGAGUGCCGAGCCUCCCGAGUGCCGAGCCUCCCGAGUGCCGAGCCUCCCGAGUGCCGAGCCUCCCGAGUGCCGAGCCUCCCGAGUGCCGCGUCUCCCGAGUGCCGAGCCUCCCGAGUGCCGAGCCUCCCGAGCGCCGAGUCUCCCGAGUGCCGAGCCUCCCGAGUGCCGAGUCUCCCGAGUGCCGAGCCUUCCGAGUGCCGAGUCUCCCGAGUGCCGAGCCUCCCGAUUGCCGAGCCUCCCGAGCGCCGCGUCUCCCGAGUGCCGAGCCUCCCGAGUGCCGAGUCUCCCGAGUGCCGAGCCUCCCGAGUGCCGAGUCUCCCGAGUGCCGAGUCUCCCGAGCGCCGCGUCUCCCGAGUGCCGAGCCUCCCGAGUGCCGAGUCUCCCGAGUGCCGAGCCUCCCGAGUGCCGAGUCUCCCGAGUGCCGAGUCUCCCGAGCGCCGCGUCUCCCAGCGCCGAGCAGACCAUCUGGCAUAAUCUGA
Messenger RNA from Macrosteles quadrilineatus (aster leafhopper), 987 nucleotides. Its product is annotated as fibrous sheath CABYR-binding protein-like. The transcript has a single exon. Bases 1 to 987 code for a protein of 328 amino acids. NCBI's taxonomy places the organism in Eukaryota, Metazoa, Arthropoda, Insecta, Hemiptera, Cicadellidae. The record is from RefSeq and is a predicted model, not a curated record.